Molecule: messenger RNA, 941 nt
Organism: Glycine soja
Lineage: Eukaryota; Viridiplantae; Streptophyta; Magnoliopsida; Fabales; Fabaceae
Exons: 1
Coding region: 24-710 (228 amino acids)
Source: RefSeq, a predicted model, not a curated record
AAUCGUUUUCUUGGUCACUAGUCAUGACUAACGCGUUUGAUCCUUCACCAACCAUUACAAAAGGAAAAAUGAAAGCGAUUAAACGAAAGGUCACUCUCUUUAAUCUUCUUGAAUUCAUCCUAUUCCUAUUUAAUAUAGUUUUGGCACAUACAAAAAAGACAGGACAGUCUCACAGGAUUCUUGGCAGCGCUGAAUGCAUUAUGGAGAAACUUGAUUUGGCGACAAAAUCAUCAUCGUAUCCUCCUAGUAAUAAUGUUUGGGACUGUGGCAGCACGCUGUAUGACUCGUUCGAGCUCAACUCCUUCAAACGCCAACUCGACUCAGCUAUAGCUAAUUCCCCUAUAAGUAGAACCCUCUCCAUGCCUCAUUUACCGGAACGUUCACUUCACGCGCUGUCAGAGCAACCUGCGACGGUCAUGUCCCGAAAGUCCUUCAAAAUUUCUCGCUCCUUUCAGAAACUCCUUCGCUCCGUUUUCAAGUCCAACAAUAAAUCCACCACUACAUCCACUAGUUUGAGUUUCCAAGUGCCAGAGAAAUACUCCAGAGAACGUUUCUACGUUGUUUAUGAUAAGUCUGGACCGGUUCUCUCCACCAUCCCAGAAGUUCCGGAAUUUGAGAUCGGUGCACUUUCGCCGGAGAUCUCUUCCUUCGUCAGAAGGUCAGCGUCGGAGCGCUUCACUCCCACCGCAAUCGGUGUUUCCUGCGCUUAAAUAGUUAGCACAAAUCUCUCUGGUCUUAUUUGUUUUUACUCAACUUGAGUAGGAGAUGUAAUUCAGUUUCAAUUUCAGGAUUUGAAGUCAAUGUUAGUGGUUAAGAUAUUUUUGUUAAUCAACCUUAUUGCCCUCGUAUUGUAUUUGUAAUCAACUAUACUAGCAUAUGUGAAUUAGCGCGUGAAUGAUUUCUGUUUGAAAUACUACUAUUUCAGAUGGUUCGCGAGGCAA